Molecule: messenger RNA, 1572 nt
Organism: Eimeria tenella
Lineage: Eukaryota; Apicomplexa; Conoidasida; Eucoccidiorida; Eimeriidae
Exons: 4
Coding region: 1-1572 (523 amino acids)
Source: RefSeq, a predicted model, not a curated record
AUGGGGACAGACCUCCGUGAAAGCCAGCGCUGCCGCAAGUCUGCGAAUUGUCCACUGUCCAAGGCUUUUCGCUCUAGUGUGAUGAGAGCAAUCAGGCACACGCUGCGCCGUGGAGCCAACAGCACGAACCGCACGAAUAGUAGUAGCAACAGCAGCUGCUCCACUAGCUCCUGCAAAAAAAGCAACGGGCUCAGCGUUGACCAUCAAGACACCGUCUCCAACGGGCACCAUCAUGUCGACCUAGAACAGAAGCGGCAGAAGGAGCACUGUUUGUUUUUGGGCGUGGGUGACUGCGUGACUUUGCUUGAAGUUGCUCAGCUUAAUGCUGAGGAGCAGCGACGAAGCGGAGAAGCGCAUAUCCCACUAAGCUUAACAGCAGUUCCUCUCUAUUCCUCUCCUGCUCUGAUGGCGACAUAUGCCUCAUUGUUAAGAGCUAGAAAGGCAUCGGAGGCCAUACGCUUCUUGCCUUUGAGCCCGUACCUUGUGCAGCUGCAACAGCGGCAGCAGCAAGAGAUGGAACAAGAGCAGCUGCAGCAACAACAGCAAGAGGGGCGGCAACAACAGCUGCAGGGGCCAGCGGAAACCGUGACAUGCAGCGAGCUGACAGAAACGGCAGAUUCUGCUGCUGCAACUGCAGAGAAGCUAGAGCACAGCUACACCAGCAGCAGCAAGAGUAGCAGGAAGCAAAUGCCGUUGAUAGUACAGCAGCCCUUUGACUGCCUUGUCAUGGACCCACUGCUGUUUGAGGUCGGUGUUCUAGGGAGGCAACUGAUACCUCUGGCGCGCCAUGCACGUACACUUUGCAUCCCUCAGCCGCUGGUAGUUCCCUCCAGCAUUAAAAUUUGGAUCCAAGCUUUUGAAGUUCGGCUUCCAGCAAUCAAGCCUCUCAACGCCCUUCCUGACAUAGUAAAAGGGAAGGGCCAAGAAGGGGUAGCAGCCGGUCAGUCAAAUCGAUUCGACUUGUCUCCUCUUGAAGCCGGAGCACGGUGGACGGCCCACGUGGAGCCUGUUGCUUUGCAGCUGUGUCCAAGUGAGGCAGAAGAGGCUGCCAUGGCAACCGCAACAGCAGAAACGGGCAGUGACGCUUCGUCCGCAUGCACUUACGGAGAUAUUUGUACACCGCGGACAAAGGCCAAGGCGGUGCUUUUCCUUCGUUUUGACGGUCCUUUGGAGAACCUGGAUAAGGACUUGCCGUUGCAUCAGUCGACGAAGGUCUUUCUUGAGAGCAACUCUCACCCUGGCAUUGUGAAUUCAUUCGCUGUUUGGAUGGAGUUUUUCGAGAGGCAAGCAGAGCCAACAGAGGAAAUGUCUGGGUGUGAUGAGAGCCACUCACCCGAGAAACUCUUUUUCUCCACAGCUCACCAUGAGGCAGGACAGCACAGCAGCUUCAACGCAGCAUCAGCUGCAGAGGGAAGGCACUAUGGAAUUCGGCACGUGAAGCAGGGCCUGUUCUGGGUCCCCACAGUAUGGGUGGGAGCGAAUGAGGGCCUCACAGUGCAGGUGGCGCACUCACCGACAAAGCUCUCCCUCAGGUGCUGUUUUCACACUGCAGCGACAAUUGUUGAAACAUAA